UUCUCCAUUGGCGAGAUAAUCCAUCCACCUCACAGGUGUGGCAUAUCAAGAUGCUGAUCAGACAGCAUGGGUAUUGCACAGGUGUGCCUUAGGCUGACCACAAUAAAAGGCCACUCGAGUGCUUCCUCUACCUGAAAUUAUUGUUUAUCUGGUCAUAAUCUGUUUGCUUGUGUUCAGUAUUUUGGUAUCUUCUAUAUUUCUGAUCUGUCCCAUGUUUAGUGUAGUCUUAUUUCCUGGUUCGUGCUGUCUCUGUUCCCUGCCCUGUUCUGUUAGUCCAUGCUAGUCCCUGGUGUUAAAUGUUUGCUGUUUCUGUUCAGUCUCUGUCCGGUCAUUGUCGUGGGGUGAGUGUUCUGCCUGUGCCUGUGCCUGUGCUGCCUGAUCCGCUGUUUGGACAUUUUACACCCGAAGUGCAUGUAAGCCUGAGUUUUUGUGGUUUUGGAUUAAAACCUGUGCUCCUUCAGUCAACUUUCCAGUGUCUUGCGUUUGGGCUCUCUCCUGUUUGCACUUCAUCUAAUUUGUGAUAUAAUUAUCCAACUGGGGCAUGAGCCUUAUUGCAAAGGCAAUCUCUGCUUAUCAUAAAGGUUAUAUGAUACAGGUAUAUGGCUACAGGAAUGUGGUUUGAUGAUGAUGUAAGUUUUUAAGACACUCAUUUCAUGUUUUGCAUACUGCACGUGUAACAAACUAGUCAUACAAGGUCAAGUUGUCUCCUUUUGUCUUUGUGGAGAGCUUUGGAUUUUUGAUGAUGUAAAGAUUUUGGUAUAAAGUGGAAUCCAGGAAAUGUCAAAUGUGUCAUUGUCAAAUAGUAAUGUCGUCUUUGAACUUCUUAACUACAUGGAUAAUGUCACUUUUGUCACAUUUAUAGAAAAUGUUGUAAGUAUUGUCAAUGCAAAAGUAAGAAUUUCCACUUGCUGAUCAAUAAUUGUUAAGUUUAGAAUUUUUUGAAAAUGAUUUAUUUGGCUGUCAACAUAAUUAAUGUUGUCUUAAGUAUUGUUUAAUAAAACAUUCUGCUAACACUUGUGCAGUGUAUGUUAGUCAAAACCACAGCUCUGAUGAGUUUUGACACUUAUUCAACAUUCCCUCUUUGUGAGCCUCUGAGCUGCUGCAUGGUGGAGUGUUUCUGCUAAGCUAAUCAUUAAGGAUAAUAAAAAGGAAGGUUAUAUCACCCACAGUCACUUAAAGCCAACCUUUCCAUGGAGUUUGGGCUUAGACGAGCACCAGUGGUGACACAGGGAGCAGACAUGGAGCAGCAGCUCAACAGACCAACAUGGAGCAGGCAGAUAGAGUUCACCCUGGCUGGCAUCGGCUGUGCUGUGGGUCUGGGCAACGUUUGGAGGUUCCCUUAUCUGUGCUACAGGAGUGGAGGAGGUGCCUUUUUAUUGCCAUACCUGUUUAUGCUGGUGGUGUUGGGGAUCCCUCUGCUCUACAUGGAACUGACUGUGGGUCAGUACACGAGGAGGGGGCCAGUCCAUGCACUGGCUACUGUAUGCCCACUGUUGAAAGGAGUGGGCAUGGCAUCAGUAGCCAUCUCCUUCAUCAUGUGCACCUACUACAAUGUCGUCAUCACCUGGGCCCUGUAUUAUCUCUUCAACUCCUUCCACGCCCCGCUUCCCUGGCAGAACUGCAACAACACCUGGAACACCCUAAACUGUACCAAUCACGCCACCAACAGCAGCUACUCCUCCACAGCUAGCCAGGAGUUCUUCAAGUAUAAGAUGCUGGAGCAGACAAGUGGAGUAGAGAAAGCAGGAGUGUUGCGAUGGGAGCUUUUCCUUAUUCUCAUUCUGGCUUGGAUCCUCAUUUACCUUUGCAUCUUUAAGGGGGUGAAAUCAACAGGCAAGGUGGUGUACUUUACAGCUCUCUUCCCAUAUAUUAUCCUGCUUGCCCUGCUGAUCAAUAAUGCGCAGCUUCCUGGAGCAUUAGACGGAAUAACCUUCUUCAUUGUGCCAGAAUGGGACAAGCUUCUCUCAGUAGAGGUGUGGGUGAAUGCUGCAGCUCAGAUCUUUAACUCCAUUGGGAUUGGUUUUGGUUCCCUCUUGGCCAUGUCCAGCUACAACGCCUUCAACAACAACGUUCUCAAAGACACCCUGACUAUAGCCAUCAUCAACUCACUCACCAGUAUCCUGGCAGGUUUUGUUAUUUUCUCUGCCUUUGGAUACAUGUCUUAUCUACAGGGUAUUCCUGUCAGCGAUCUGGCUGUGGAUGGUCCAGGACUGGUUUUUGUUGUUUACCCACAAGCCUUUGCCAACAUGCCAGUGGCUCAGCUCUGGGCUGUGAUGUUCUUCUUCAUGCUGCUUUGCCUCGGGCUGGACAGUGAGUUUGCAAUGGUUGAAGUGCUGGUGACCAGUCUCAUGGAUGAAUUCUAUCAAAAGCUGAUCAAGUUUUUCAGACGGAAGGAAUUGUUUGUUCUUGCGGUUUGUGGCACAGCGUUCCUUCUAGGAAUUCCUUGUGUCAUGCAGGUGGGAAUCUACGUUUUCCAGCUGAUGGACCAUUACACUGCCUUAGUGUCCAUCAUGUUUCUUGCAUUCUUCGAGGUUGUAGCCAUCUGUUGGUGUUAUGGAGUGACUCGCCUUGCAGACAACCUAGAAGAGAUGACUGGAAAAAGAGCAAACAUCUUCUUCAAACUGUGUUGGCUAAUAGUUGCUCCUGUGCUGAUCACUGUUAUCCUGAUUUUCUCCAUCAUCCAGUUCAAACCAGCCCGCUAUGAGGACUAUGUCUUCCCUCCCUGGGCUCAGGGGGUCGGCUGGGUCAUUGCCAUGGCCUCAAUCAUCUGGAUUCCUUUGGGUGCCGUCCACACACUGUGGGUGCUCCCUGGCACAUUCAUGCAGAAACUGAGGCUGUCCAUCACACCAUACGCCUUGAAUGAAAUAUCUAAAAUGCCGUAUUAUGAGAGGGGAGGAAGAGACGGUGGUCCAACCCUUGCUGUCAUCUGCUCCAACAUCCAUCCACCUGAAAAACCUCAUAUUCAGACAAACCUCUGAUACCUCUGUGCUUUGCACAAUCAUAAUGUUCAUCUAGCCACCAAGAGUGGCAGAUUUUUAAUAAGCUCAAGUUAAUCACAAAGUAUUGUUUGCACUUAGUUUUAAAUAUUAAACAAACAUCUGGUAAGAAAAUCAAACUCUAGUAUACAAGAAUUAUUUACAUGAUUGUGAAAAUGUGUUGCUGCAUAUCUGCCGUGCAGAUAUUAAAAUGGCCAUUUUUGUAAGCCUAUGAAUUUCAUUUGAGAUAUUGUUGAACAUCUGCCAACAGUUUUCAUUAUUUUUAAUGUGAUAAAAUGUUGUGGAAAUAUUAAGAAUGUGUUAUUGCUGUGUACAUUUUUAAUAUCUGGCCAACCUUUACUCUGUAGUGACAAAAAGACAAAGGAUCAGUGCUCAGGAUCAGGCUUUUGCUUUGCCGAGGGUGCCAUCUCUUGGCCAUGUCUGUUGAUACAAUUAUGACUUUUGAAUCUGAGAUAUGACAAUGUAAUGCCACGAUAACAGUCACAGUUCAUACAGCUGAGCUUUUGUAUCAAACCACUUCCCUUUAAAACAUAAGCCACUGUGUACUAGUCAUUGUGGCUGACUCAUUUAUUAGGUCAAAUGCAACAGGGCACUGCUGAUAAAAAAUUAUAUACACACACACACACACACACACGUGAUUGGCAGGGGAGUACAUAGGUCACGCAACUCUAUCAUGUUAUGUAAGGUGUAAUAAAAACCUGUCGAAGUCCA
Molecule: messenger RNA, 3707 nt
Organism: Micropterus salmoides (largemouth bass)
Lineage: Eukaryota; Metazoa; Chordata; Actinopteri; Centrarchiformes; Centrarchidae
Product: sodium- and chloride-dependent GABA transporter ine
Exons: 13
Coding region: 1191-2978 (595 amino acids)
Biological process (GO): sodium ion transmembrane transport
Cellular component (GO): membrane
Source: RefSeq, a predicted model, not a curated record